Messenger RNA from Rotaria sp. Silwood2, 249 nucleotides. NCBI's taxonomy places the organism in Eukaryota, Metazoa, Rotifera, Eurotatoria, Philodinida, Philodinidae. The record is from the annotation of a GenBank genome assembly.
AUGAAUCUUUAUCCAGAUAUGACGUUGGAAGCAUCAGCUGCUUUAUUUGGUAUUCCUAUAAGAUUUGAUCCUGUAUUGACACGCUUUGCUGUUGAUGAUACAAUUGAGGCAUUAGUUUAUAAUAUGUUUAUUGAAACGUGGAUUAACGACACAUCUUAUGAGAACUACUUUGACGCUUGUGCACCAAAAGAAUGUACCUAUACAUAUCAUUAUCGAUCUGAUGCUCUAGAAACUUUAACAACUUUUUAA